AUGAGGGAAUGUUGUGGCUUUGGAGAAGUAUUACCAAAUGAGUGCUUUACGUCUGGAAGCACUGAAAAGGAGGCUCCGUGCAAGAAUAGAAUAUGCCAAGUUUCUUCAAGAUACAGUCAAAGAAAUGGCAAAGGAGGUUCAAAUUCAAGGAGUGGAGAAAUUAAACAGACUGCUGAAGAUCUUGAUGAAUUUUUGAAUAGGGUCAGAAGGGGUGCUGGUGUAUCUAAUGAUGAGAUUCUUGGUUUUGCCAAGCUGUUUAACGAUGAACUCACUCUAGAUAAUAUCAGCAGGCCUCGAUUGGUAAAUAUGUGCAAAUACAUGGGAUUCAGCCCUUUUGGAACGGAUGCGUAUUUGCGUUAUAUGCUUCGGAGGAGACUCCAAAGGAUUAAGAAUGAUGACAAGCUGAUUCAAGCAGAGGGGGUGGAUUCCUUAUCAGAAUAUGAACUUCGUGAAGAUUGUAGGGAGCGAGGGAUGGUUGGAGCACUCUCAGCGGAAGAAAUGCGUCAACAGUAUCUGCAUGCAGUUCGGGAUUGGCUGGAUUUGUCUCUCAAUCAUGCAGUCCCAUCUUCCCUUUUGAUCCUUUCAAGGGCAUUAACUGUAUCAGGAAAGCUGAAGCCUAAAGAUGCUGUUCGGGCUACGCUUUCUUCUCUACCUGAUGAAGUUGUGGAUACUGUUGGUGUUACGGCUUUACCAUCUGAAGAUCCUGUUUCAGAAAGGAGAAGGAAGCUGGAGUACCUUGAGAUGCAGGAAGAACUGAUCAAGGAGGAAGAAGAGAAAGAAGAGGAAGAGCUGGCAAAGAUGAAGGAAUCUAAAGCUAGACAAGUUGAUGUGGCAUUGAAAGAGAUGAAUAUCCCAACGGCUAGAGAAGCACAAGAACAGGUUAUAGCAAGAGCAAUGGAAAAAAGAGACCAGCUCUGUGAAAUCAGUCGCGCAUUGGCUGUUUUAGCUUCAGCUUCUUCUGUGAGCGGAGAGCGUGAAGAGUUUCUUGGUCUUGUCAAUAAGGAGGAAUGCUCUAAACUUGACAUUCGUUUAUUUGAUAGAACUUUAUAAUAGCAUGGUAGACAAAGAAGAUGGUGAAAAAGAUGCCAUUAAGGCAUAUAGGGCUGCAAGAGAAAAAAGUGACCAUUCUAGUGAAGUGUCUGAUAGUGAUAAGGUUUCUUCAGCGCUUAUUGAAAAAGUUGGUGCUAUGCUCCAAAAUCUUGAGAAGGAAAUAGAUGAUGUAGAUGCAAAAAUUGGUGAUGGGUGGCGAGUACUUGACAGGGAUCAUGACGGGAAAGUCACUCCCGAGGAGGUGGCUGCUGUUGCUCAAUACUUGAAGAAUACAUUAGCAAAGGAGGGUGUGCAAGAACUCAUCAGCAAUCUUUCGAAAGAUAGAGAUGGAAAAGUUCUCGUGGAAGACAUAGUCAAAUUGGGCAGUCCGAUGGAAGACGACAAUAGAUCCGAGGAGGAGGGAAGAAGAAUUUAGAGACUAUAAUCCGUUUUCGAGCGAGCUUCAUUAAUUAUGAUCGAAGGUGUAGUCGGUGGAAUGCAUAUAUAUCUUGGCUUGGGGUUGCAGGCGUGGAGGUAUUGAACUGGAUGGAAUGGGUCAGUUUUUCCAUACCUUUUAUUUUAUGAAGAAA
Molecule: messenger RNA, 1619 nt
Organism: Hibiscus syriacus
Lineage: Eukaryota; Viridiplantae; Streptophyta; Magnoliopsida; Malvales; Malvaceae
Product: mitochondrial proton/calcium exchanger protein-like
Exons: 13
Coding region: 1-1050 (349 amino acids)
Biological process (GO): intracellular monoatomic cation homeostasis
Cellular component (GO): mitochondrial inner membrane
Molecular function (GO): ribosome binding
Source: RefSeq, a predicted model, not a curated record